Messenger RNA from Lottia gigantea (owl limpet), 1305 nucleotides. RefSeq lists its product as hypothetical. The transcript has 11 exons. Bases 1 to 1305 code for a protein of 434 amino acids. Gene Ontology annotation, molecular function: metalloaminopeptidase activity. Gene Ontology annotation, biological process: proteolysis. Lineage: Eukaryota; Metazoa; Mollusca; Gastropoda; Lottiidae. The record is from RefSeq and is a predicted model, not a curated record.
AUGGCUGACAAGUUGAAAACUGAAGAGAAUUCUCAAAAAGAAGUGGACGAGGAUGAUGACAUUGAAGACAUCGAAAAUGUUGACGAGAGUGCUAAAUCUAAGAAGAAGAAAAAGAAGCGAAAGAAGAAGAAAGCAGAUGGAGACGGUAAAAAGAAGAAGAAAAAUAAGAAAAAGAAAGGGGGUAAUGGUCCAGUAAAACAAACAACACCACCAUCAAUACCUAUCAGUGAAUUGUUUCCUAAUGGUAAUUAUCCUGAGGGAGAAGUUUGUGAAUAUCCUGUUGUACAAGAUAUGAGAAGUGCUAAAGAUAGAAUGACCGAUGAAGAGAAGAAAGCGUUAGAAAAAGCACAGUAUUAUCUUUAUGAAGAAGUAAGACAGGCAGCAGAAGCACAUCGGCAGACAAGACAGUAUAUGAAAUCUAUUAUCAAACCAGGAAUGUUGAUGUUUGAUAUUUGUGAGACAUUGGAAGGUAUAUCAAGAAAAUUAAUCAAUGAGAAAGGGUUAGAGGCAGGGUUAGCUUUCCCUACUGGUUGUUCAUUAAAUUAUUGUGCAGCCCAUUAUACACCUAAUGCUGGUGAUAAAACAGUACUCAAUUAUGAAGAUGUGUGUAAAAUAGAUUUUGGUACUCAUGUAAAUGGUCAUUUGGUUGAUUGUGCUUUUACAUUAACAUUUGAUAACAAGUAUGAUGAGUUAUUAAAAGCUGUAAAAGAUGCUACUAAUACAGGAAUCAGAGAAGCUGGUAUUGAUGUCAGAUUAUGUGAUAUAGGAGCUGCCAUACAAGAGGUUAUGGAGUCUUAUGAAGUAGAAUUAGAUGGUAAAACUUAUCAAGUGAAAUCUAUACGUAAUUUAAAUGGUCAUUCAGUAUCCCAAUACAGAAUUCAUGCUGGUAAAACAGUUCCUAUUGUAAAAGGAGGAGAGGCUACUAGAAUGGAGGAAGGAGAAUUUUAUGCCAUAGAAACUUUUGGUAGUACAGGAAAAGGUGUUGUACAUGAUGAUAUGGAAACUUCACAUUAUAUGAAGAAUUUUGAAGCUGGAAAUAGUGCCGCUGUCAGGGUCGCUAAAUCAAAACAGUUGCUCCAAGUUAUCAACCAGAAUUUUGGUACACUAGCAUUUUGUCGCCGUUGGUUAGAUAGAAUUGGACAAAGUAAAUACCUCCUUUCAUUGAAGAAUCUGUGUGAUGUUGGAAUUAUUGAUCCUUAUCCUCCAUUGUGUGAUAUUAAAGGCAGCUAUACUGCUCAGUUUGAACAUACAAUUUUAUUGAGACCUACAUGUAAAGAAGUGCUAACUCGUGGAGAUGAUUAUUAA